UAUGUGCCCUGACUGGGAAUCAAACCUGCAACCUUUUGAUAUACAGGACCAUCGUCAAGCCAACUGACCCACCCUGCCAGGACAAUCCAGCCAGUUUUUCAUGAAAAAGUGAAGUCCAAUAGGCUGAAGUAGCUGCCCAAGAUCACAAAGCCCAAAAUGGCGGCAGAGGUGGAUUUCGGGGAUUUAGAACUGUUCGAGGCGUUUGACCACCCGGAGGAGUCGCUCGCGAAGCCCGUCCACACGCGCUUCAAGGACGACGACGGCGACGAGCAGGACGAGAACGGGGUGGGCGACGCGGCGCUGCGGGAGCGGCUUCAGCAGUGCGAGGACACCAUCGAGCAGCUCCGCGCCGAGAAUCAAGAACUUAGAAGAAAACUGAACAUUCUGACUCGACCAAGUGGAAUAUUGGUGAACAACACUAAGUUAGAUGGACCUUUAUUACAGAUUCUAUUUAUGAACAAUGUUAUUUCAAAGCAAUAUCAUCAAGAAAUAGAGGAAUUUGUAUCAAAUUUAGUAAAAAGAUUUGAGGAACAGCAGAAAAAUGAUGUGGAAAAGACUUCCUUUAAUCUUUUGCCCCAGCCAUCCAGUGUUGUCCUAGAAGAGGACCAUAAAGUAGAAGAAUCCUGUACCAUUGUAAACAGCAAGGAAGCUUUCAGUGUUGUAGGAAGUGUCCUGUAUUUUACUAAUUUUUGCCUUGAUAAAUUGGGGCAACCGCUCCUAAAUGAAAACCCUCAGCUUACCGAAGGAUGGGAAAUACCCAAGUACCAGCAAGCCUUCAGCCACAUUCUUUCUCUAGAAGGGCAAGAAAUACAAGUAAAGGCAAAAAGGCCAAAGCCUCACUGUUUCAAUUGUGGUUCUGAAGAACAUCAAAUGAAAGAUUGCUCAAUGCCUCGGAAUGCUGCUCGGAUAAGCGAAAAGAGGAAAGAGUACUUGGAUGCCUGCAGUGAGACAAACAACCAGAGUUUCCAGCAGCGGUACCACGCAGACGAAGUGGAAGAGAGAUUUGGAAAAUUCAAGCCAGGAGUUAUUAGUGAGGAACUUCAGGAUGCACUGGGUGUGACGGACAAGAGCCUUCCACCUUUCAUAUAUCGAAUGCGCCAGCUAGGAUACCCACCAGGUUGGCUCAAAGAGGCCGAGCUGGAGAAUUCUGGGCUUGCGCUCUAUGAUGGAAAAGAUGAUGCUGAUGGGGAAACAGAAGCUGGAGAAAUACAUCAGACUCAAAAUGUCACUUAUGAUCUCUCGAAAUUGGUAAACUACCCAGGUUUUAAUAUAUCUACUCCCAGAGGAAUUCCAGAUGAAUGGCGGAUGUUUGGUUCCAUACCAAUGCAGGCCAGUCAGCAGAAGGACGUGUUUGCCAGUUAUCUUACUUCUAACUUCCAAGCGCCCAAUGUGAGGUCCAGCUCCAAGAGGUCUUCGCCGCAGUCCAGCUCCAGGAGUCCGAAGAAGCAGAAGAAGGAAAGCAGCUCCGCCUCCCCUGCCGACAUGGAGCUCGACUCGGAUGCAGAGGCCCUGCAUGGUUCUCCGAGCGGGAACGCUGUUCAGUUUCAGCCACCCUUGCCCCCUGGCACCCCUCCCCAGCUGCCACAGGGCACUCCGCCCACCUUCACCCCUCCGCUCCCCAAGGGCACCCCACCACUGACUCCCGGUGACUCACCACACACCAGGACAGCAUCUGCACCUAUGGACGAGGACACACUGACUCUGGAAGAACUUGAAGAACAGCAGAGGCGGAUUUGGGCGGCCCUUGAGCAGGCCGAGAGCAUAAACAGUGAUUCCGACAUUCCUGUUGACACACCUUUAACUGGAAAUUCAGUUGCCUCUUCGCCUUGUCCAAACGAGCUAGACCUCCCUGUCCCAGAGGAAAAACCAUCUGAAAAGCAGGUGUCAGAUGAGCCUGAGGAACCAGACACUUGUGCAAAGAAAUCGGAAGCGGAGCAUUCCUGCAGCCCAAAGUCUGAGGCGACAUUGCUUUGUCAGGAUGACAAGGAAGAGUCUGCUCAGGUGGACUCUGAAGGUGCUCUUCUCGAGAAUGGCAGUGUUGCGUCAAACUGUGACGUUAGGAAUGGAGGCAGCCAGCAGCAGCUCCUGCCUGUGGACACCAGUCCUUCGACAGCCACUAAAACUCACAGUUUUAUCCCUGACAUGAGCAAGUUCGCCACCGGAAUCACGCCGUUUGAAUUUGAGAAUAUGGCAGAAUCUACUGGAAUGUACCUCAGGAUAAGAAACUUGUUAAAGAACUCACCCCGAAACCAGCAGAAAAACAAGAAGACUUCUGAGUAACUGCUUGACAUGGCACCAAGCCCUGUUCAAUUACUUGUACCUCUGUGUCUGGUCACUGGUCCUGAGUGGGCAGAUAAACCGUCUUCCUGUUUGUCCUUCCCAUGUUUAAAAAUCUAUCCAAGCUUCUCUGUGGCCUAAAGUCGGGCCUGUUUUAAUGAAUGGAGAGAUCGGGCUUGCUGGGUUACUAUAUUUUAUUCUCAUUCAUAAAAACUUGGGGGGAAAUGUAAGUACGAGCUGGUUUAGAGUUUGUUAAGGUUUAUACUAUUUUUGGAUUGUGAGUGUCUGUCAAGAGUGAUGGUUUUUAAUCCGUCUUUUGUACAUUGUUUUCCCUUUCUACAUUUUGCUAAUUAUCACUUUUUAAGA
This is a messenger RNA of Molossus molossus (Pallas's mastiff bat), 2643 nucleotides long. RefSeq names its product zinc finger CCHC-type containing 8 (gene ZCCHC8). The coding region runs from base 157 to 2280 and encodes 707 amino acids. The transcript is spliced from 15 exons. Gene Ontology annotation, cellular component: catalytic step 2 spliceosome. The record is from RefSeq and is a predicted model, not a curated record. NCBI's taxonomy places the organism in Eukaryota, Metazoa, Chordata, Mammalia, Chiroptera, Molossidae. Gene Ontology annotation, molecular function: RNA binding; zinc ion binding.